This is a messenger RNA of Cladophialophora psammophila CBS 110553, 1287 nucleotides long. RefSeq lists its product as uncharacterized. The transcript has 3 exons. The coding region runs from base 1 to 1287 and encodes 428 amino acids. Lineage: Eukaryota; Fungi; Ascomycota; Eurotiomycetes; Chaetothyriales; Herpotrichiellaceae. The record is from RefSeq and is a predicted model, not a curated record.
AUGGCGGAUUACUGUGAGUUCCGCGACGGCAAAAUCUUUGAGAUGUGCUCACCCGUCUUCUCAGAUAUUCAGGUAUGGGCGCCUCAACAAGCACAAGCCUUCAGUGUACAAACUGGACGAAAUGCGCUUCUCGCACUGGUGCUUCCGUUGGCAUUUCAGAACUCGAUGCUGUUUGAGGCGACCAUUGCCAUGACGAGAGCCGCGUGGGUGUUGAGAAGGGGAUCGGAACCAUUCGCCGACAAGAUGCUGCUUCGACACCGAGGAGUCGCGAUGAGAGAGUUGAGAGAUGGUCUCAUGGUUCCUAAACUGCCCAAUCCAGACCUUGUAUUGCUGACAAUGUCCACUCUUCUCACCUUGAACUAUAUGAUCAAUGAUUUAGAAUCCUUUGAAGUUCAUCUUCGUGCUUUGGAGAAUAUGUUAGCAUCCACCAACCUCGAAGGUGAUAGUGGGAUCAGAAACUUUGUGCGAGGCAGGGUCCUGGCGUUUGGAGUGCUUGCCUCGUUCUUGCAAGCUAGUCAGCCGAGUUACGCGGAGCGGAUCAAUGAGAAAGGCCACCGAAUCAGCACAUUGACGUAUCCCGGCCACCCCUUUCUCCCGGACCUUUGUGCUGUCAUUGCUAAACUGCCGGAGGGCUUUGCAGAAGUCGCACUGAGCCGAAGCAUUGCGGUCGAAGUGAUCAGUUUCCUAGUCAAGCUGACGGAACUCGUCAACUGGCUUGCAACCUCUCAGGAAGAGAGGGAGGCACAACCGAAGCCUGAUAUGACAAUGCAGCGAGCAAUUUAUGAUCUCCAAUGCCUCUCUGCCCUGCAGCUGACUCCGAUCGAGGUGCAGAUAUCCCGAGCAUUGUUGGCCUUCUGUCUACACCUAUACAAUGAGAUGUCGUUCCAUAUCCCGCUUGCGCGACCUCUUCGGCCGCUCCUAGAGACAUUCAAUGCGCAUACCGAGAUCCCUCGAUACCCGUGGCUGCAACGGUGUCUGUAUUGGUGCUCGAUAGUCACCGCGAGUGCUUGGGACACUCAGAUUGAUGCUUCCCCAGAAAGGCAUGUUGUUCUUGACAGCCUGAUAAACCGGUUGCCAGAGGCGACAUCGUGGGAAGACACAGAGGAAAUGAUGAGAAUGUUUCUGUGGCAGGAUCGGCUUGCGGAUGAAUGGGAGGUGUGCUGGCGUGCGGCAUCGUUUAGAAAGCGCCGACAAAGGAGAGGGGCAUCUCAGUUUGCGUCGGUGUCACAUCUUUUUGUCGAGGGUGCCCAGAGCUCAGAAACUUCGUCAUCAGACGACCGUCUCUGA